Blastocystis hominis is the source of this 1320-nucleotide messenger RNA. RefSeq lists its product as hypothetical. The record is from RefSeq and is a predicted model, not a curated record. The coding region runs from base 1 to 1320 and encodes 439 amino acids. NCBI's taxonomy places the organism in Eukaryota, Bigyra, Opalinata, Blastocystidae. Gene Ontology annotation, biological process: vesicle-mediated transport; protein targeting to vacuole. The transcript is spliced from 8 exons.
AUGGAAGAGGUGCUAGAGGAGAAUGCUGGCAAUUUCAUGAUUGAAAAAAAGCAGCUGAUCAUUUUAACCGAGGCUGGAAAGCCUGUGUAUGCUUAUGGUCGAGAUGAAUCGGAUCUAGCUCGUACGCUUGUUUUUGCCGUUGAAUGUAGAUAUAACGGCGCUGAUCCAGGCGCUCUCCGGCAACUUCCACGCAAACAACGAGGACCUAAAGUAGCAUUGAGUCUCGCUUCGAACCUUAGGUCUGUGACCACGACGAAAGGCUAUUUUGUUUUUGAGAAGAUCGGCCCCCUUCUCUUCUUUUGCUAUUCCCCGAAAGAGGGCACGUCGAUCCUCCUGAUCCACGAGGAGUUCCAUCUCCUCUACCAGCAGCUAGUCAUGCUGCUCUCCACUUCAGCUCUCUCUCUUCUUCAGAAAAAGCCCAACUACGACAUUCGCGAGCUGCUCGGCAACACGACCAGCAGCAUCACCACGCUCAUCAACCAAUGCGGAGUGAACCUCUACUACUUGCUUCGCUGCUACCAUCCGCUGCUCAUCCCCUCCGCCUUCCGCGCUCAGAUCCGCGAUAUUUUCCUUCGCAACAAGCGUCCCGACACGGUAUAUGGAGGUCUGGGCAUCAACGAUAACAUCGUCGUCUGUCUUCAAUCGCGUCAAUUCCCUCUGCAGCCCCUCAACCAAGUGCUGCUGCAGGCUUUGAUCACCAAAACGGUUUCGUUCCGCUCGUCGGAGGGCUGGCUGCCGGUGUGCAUCUCGGACGUGAAGGCGGACGCGUUCCUGCACUUGUACGUGGGGUUCGUGACGGAGGAGACGUUCGUUUUCUUCGUCACGACCGCGAAUAACCCCGACGACUUCGACGUGUACAGCAAGAUCAAAGACCGGAUUUAUACGCAGCUGUCGGAGGGCGAUCGGAUCAUGCAGUUGUAUUCGGCGUACGACGCGUCGAUUUCGAUUGGAGAAAUGAAGAUUCCGGAUUUGAUUCAUUGCGUGUAUAAGAAUGAAUCGAACCAGAUCGUGAUUCCACGCAUGGACGAGCGCGUCUACGACUAUCAUGAUUAUUACAAGAUGAUUCGGAAGUACCAAGAGGUGUAUUCGCAUAUGCUCAAGAAUCAGUUGAGCGAGUAUUACGAGUCGACUUCCGAGUUCAGCAUUCAUGCCUCCAAGAAAGACACGUCGCUUUACAUUGUGGUCCUCAGUCCGUUCUUAUCGAUUGAGGAGAUGAUGGAGCGGAAGCAGCAGGUAGCGGACUGGCUGGUAAAGAAGGGAGAUUUGAUGAUUCAGAAGGCUCAUAUGUUCUGGUUUUGUGUUUGUUCAAGAAUCGUAUGA